This is a messenger RNA of Rotaria sp. Silwood2, 2037 nucleotides long. The record is from the annotation of a GenBank genome assembly. NCBI's taxonomy places the organism in Eukaryota, Metazoa, Rotifera, Eurotatoria, Philodinida, Philodinidae.
AUGUUAUCUCAAUCGGAAAUAUUCUAUCCAUCAUUUGUUAUUUCUUUACUUGAUAUUAUUUUAUCAAAACCUAAACAAAUUAAAAUUUCUUCUCAAUAUAUUAGUGCAGCUUCUAUAGCUAGUCAUUUAGAACCAAUUGGUAUAUUAACAUUAGAAUGUUUUAUUCGUUUAAAUCAAACAAAUGAAACAAAUGAAGUUAUAUAUGAAUCAAUAAAAAAAAAAUUUAAAUCAGAUCCUAUUUUAAAUAAUCAAUUAUAUAAAGAUAUUGAUUAUUGGCUUGAAUUAGCUAAAUGUUAUCGUUCAAUAACAAAUUAUGAUGAUGUACGUGGUAUUUUUUUUUGUCAAAUUUCAUCAUUAAAAUCUUUAACAUUAAAAGCUAUUGAAGAAGAAAGUCAUUCAGAUUUUUUAUCAGCUUUAAAUAGUUAUGUAACAGCAUUAGAACAAUAUCCAUUAACAAAUGAUACAAUAAAUGAUUCAGUAUUAGAAUUAGAACAUGAAUUUUGGACACAAUCAAUGUUAAAUUGUUGUAAUCAAUUAAAUAAUUGGACAAUUUUGUCUAAACAUAUAUUUAUUGGAAAUACAACAUUUGAUACAUUAUGGUCAAAUGCAUAUCAAUUAAAUUAUUUAAUGCCAUAUGCUAUACGUACUAAACUUAAAUUACUUAUAUCAGGUACUAAACAAGAACAAUUAGAACAAGAAGAUCUUUGUCAAUUUUUUAAUAAUUUAUCAUCAACUACAAAUAUUACAUCAACAGCAACAUCCGAUUCUGAAACAACAUUUGUUGAACGUUCGUAUAUUGAAAAACAAUAUCCAUGUGAAUUGGCGACUUUCUUUCUUUAUCAAAAAGAUUUUGAUCGUAAUAGUUUAAGUGAAUAUGGUCGUAAUACUACAAUACAAUUAAUUCAACCAUAUCAUGAACUUGAUCAAUUUCUUAUUUUUAUUGAACAUAAUUUACCUUUACUUAAAACACUUGAAAAUCAUUAUUUAACAAAUAAUAAAAAUGAUACAAUAACUCGUGAUUUAUUUCAUGAACGUAUACAUAAUGAUUUACUUUCACAAUGGAAAUUACCAGAUGUUAUUCGUAGUUCUAUUCCAAUAUGGGAUGAUAUUAUUACUAAUCGAGCUCUAUUUUUAGAUAUUCUUAAUGAAUUAGUCGGUGGACCACGAAUGACAUUUACAAGUCGUUUAAAAGCAUUAGAAUUUGAUUCAAUACUUAUUGAUUAUAAAGUUCAAUUAUCACUUGAUAUGGCAUAUUAUGCAUUACGACAACGUAAUUUUAAAUUAUCUCUAACAAAAUUAAAUGAUACACGUAAUCGACUUGAUUUAUGUCAAAAUCCAUUAAUAAAAUCAAUUUAUUGGAAUGAAAUCUAUUGUGAUGUACAUUUAAAACGUCAUCAAAUUCAAUCAUCAAUAUCAACAUUAUCAAGUUUAUUAUCAACACUUGUUGCUAAAGAAUUAAAAAAAAUGGAAAUAAAAAUAAAUUCAUUACAAAUUAUUGAUGAACGAACAGCUUCAUUAAAUUCAACAUAUAUACAAUUAAAUUCACAAUUUUCUCGUACAGUUAUAGAUUUUUUAUUUGCACAACCAAAAUCUUAUUUUGAUUAUGGAAAUGGUAAUAAAAUUUCACAAGCUAAACAUAGACAAUUAGAAAUAUAUUUAUAUGGUUCAGAUGAUCAAACAACUAAUAUACAGACAGCAGAUUUAUUAAUUAAUGAAUUAUUUAAUAAAAGUCUUAAUAUAUUAAAAAAUAAUAUUGAAAAACAAGAAACAGAUUUACAAAAUUUAUCGACAAAUAUUCGUAUUGCUAAAGAAAAUAUUCUUAGUCGGGAUUAUAAUGAAUUAGCAAGUCUUUGUGAUGAUUAUUUACGUCGAUAUGAAAAUAAUGAAGAUGAAAAUAAUUUAAUGCAUAAUUUAUUUUCUGGUAAUAAUAGUAAUAAAAUAGCAGAAAUAAUUGUUAAAUCUGUUCUAUCAUCAAUGAAAUAUGGUUCAAAUGAAGGAGUUAAACGUUUUUCACGUUUAUUACAAAUAAUUGAAUGA